AUGCGUGGCACAAGAUGUCUGUGGUGCACCGCCGGUGCCGGACCAGCGCUUCCGAGGUGGAAACGGCAGGAAGUUGGGACUCCAGGCACUCAUGCAUGGCGGAUGUUUUUUGCCAGCAACUCCGCUCCGUCAACGGCAAAGUUGAAGGGAUUGACAGCGCCUGCGAGCAAGAUAUGCUCGGCUUGGCACGAUCUCAUCCUGCAUCCUGCCGCGGACACGUCCAUUGUUACAUUUGUCUGCGAGAUCCCGAAAGGGACGCGGGCGAAGAUUGAGUUAAACUUGACGGAACUUUACAACCCCCUUGCACACGAUGUUGCAAAAAAGAAGGAGGGCCAACCGCUGCGCUUCUACACGUAUGGAGACAUUCCUUUUAACUACGGUUUUGCUCCACAAACGUGGGAAAACCCGCUGGUGGUGGACGCUGUGACGAAGUGCACCGGCGAUGGUGAUCCCAUAGACGUUGUAGAAGUCUCCAAAUCACCUCUCUCUACAGGAUCUAUUAGGGCUGUGCGCGUGCUUGGUGUGUUGGGGCUUAUUGACGAGGGUGAGACGGACUGGAAGAUUAUCGCAGAGACGCUGCGGUCUGACGGAGGUGACAUGUACGGGAGCCUUCAAAAGCUUCCACAGGAGCUAAAGGACACUAUUUUUCGGUGGAUGCGUGACUACAAGACAACAGACGGAAAGAAGCUGAACGAAUUCGUCUUCAAUGGCGAAAUGCGUGGCGUAGAAGAAGCCUUGGAUAUCAUCAGGGUCUGCUCCAAUCAGUACGGCACUCUCCUCGACGGCACCGUCCAAAACCCGGGCUACUGGCUGCGUUAG
Trypanosoma rangeli is the source of this 819-nucleotide messenger RNA. Its product is annotated as putative inorganic pyrophosphatase. NCBI's taxonomy places the organism in Eukaryota, Euglenozoa, Kinetoplastea, Trypanosomatida, Trypanosomatidae. Gene Ontology annotation, cellular component: cytoplasm. The transcript has a single exon. The coding region runs from base 1 to 819 and encodes 272 amino acids. The record is from RefSeq and is a predicted model, not a curated record. Gene Ontology annotation, molecular function: magnesium ion binding; inorganic diphosphate phosphatase activity. Gene Ontology annotation, biological process: phosphate-containing compound metabolic process.